Neocloeon triangulifer is the source of this 1425-nucleotide messenger RNA. RefSeq lists its product as uncharacterized. Lineage: Eukaryota; Metazoa; Arthropoda; Insecta; Ephemeroptera; Baetidae. The transcript has 5 exons. The record is from RefSeq and is a predicted model, not a curated record. Bases 64 to 1209 code for a protein of 381 amino acids.
CCGACCGAGCGAGCACCAAAAACCACAACAAUCUGCCAACCCCAGCAAAGAAAAGCGUCCGAAAUGCAGCGGCCGCCGCCCCCGCGGAGGCGGUCGCGCAUCCCCACGCGGCAGCGCGGCUCCCUCGGCGACCUACGGGCCUCGGGGGCCCCCCCGGGGGCCCAGGGGGCUUCGAUGGCCGCCCUCUCGCACGACUCGGGCAUCUCGCGCUCCGUCAGCCUCGCGUCCCUCGCCUCCACGGCCCCCAACCGAGCCGGCCCCGCCACCGUCCCCCAGCGGAAACAGGCCCCCGCCGGAAGAAACUCCCCCCGCAAACUCCUCGACGAGCCCCUCGACCCGCACCAACAUUGCAAAAUUGCCCUUGACCUUUACAAGAGCGAGAACGAAGCCCUGAAGAGAGAACUGACCAAGACAAAAAUGGAAAUGGACACCCUGCGGAUGGAGUUUGGCGCGCACAGCAGGCGGGUGGUGCUGCCGUCCGCCCCCGCCGAAGACCCCCUGCUCAACAUCCAGCCGCUCAAACUGCACUUCAUCCGGUCGCACUCCUGCGAAGGUCUUCUUGAAAGGGACGCGUCCGAAGACGAGUCCGAAAUCAACGACUACGACCAAAGCCUCAUCGAAUUUUGGACCAAACGGAACGAGGAGCCCGUCCAAGCCACUGCUGUCCCUGAAGGGAAAAGGGCCUCCUCGGUUCCAUCAGAAGUGUGGACCUUGGAGAAUAAAUCUGAAAGCAUGAUCUCAAGCCGGCGGACGUCGACGCCCAUCAGUGGCCCUUGUCUGCAGGACCUGCCCACCGAGGACUCGCUGUCCAAGGUGCAGCGCUGGACGGCCAAGCAGACAAAUGGCGGGGAGGAGGGAAGAAUGGCGCCGCCUCCCCUCCAGUGGCAGCCGUGUCGCAACCCCAAGGCCAGGCCGACCAAACUUGACCUGGCCAGGGCGGACGCCAGUCAGGGUCAGAUGGUCAAGCGGCUGGAGUCGAGGGCGGCCAUCUCGCUGCUCUCCCCGCGCCCCUUCAGCGCCGCCCCCACCUUCGUGCCGCCCCUUGACCUCUCCAAGAUCAGGCAUGGCAACUCUUCGUACUCCCAGGACAGCCAAAACCAGCCGCUCUUGACGAUGCCGGCGAACACUUCACACAAGUUUCUGGUGAACGCGCAAAGCAGCGCCGCCCAGAGCAGGGCGAUCCUACGAAGGCUGCAGGAGCGCAAAUGAAGCAACUAAAGUCUACCUCAAAACGCUGCCUUAACUCGACUUGGACGCAAUGUGAUCAGGAAACUCGCUGGUGUCAAGCCAGGAGUAGUGAGAGAGAAGAAGUCCUUUACCAUUUUAAUACGACACUGAAUUAAUUUACUUUGAAUAAGUCAAACACUUUUGUAUCCAACAAGCUAUAUUUAGAGCAAUUAAAUAGAGAUUUAUUAAUAAAAUAAG